Corylus avellana is the source of this 425-nucleotide messenger RNA. RefSeq names its product cell number regulator 7-like. The record is from RefSeq and is a predicted model, not a curated record. NCBI's taxonomy places the organism in Eukaryota, Viridiplantae, Streptophyta, Magnoliopsida, Fagales, Betulaceae.
CCAUGAACUCAAAUUCCGACCAAAAAUCACCUACUCCCGGCCAAUGGUCAACCGGUCUAUGUGGUUGCUUUGAAGAUUGCGGGAAUUGCUGCCUUACCGCUUUUGCUCCCAUCGUCACCUUUGGACGCACUGCUGAACUCCUGGAUGAGGGUCGAACGUCUUGUUUUAACCCUGCCAGUUCGUUUUAUUGCGGCGGUGCUUUUUUCUCAUACAAAUACCGAACCAAACUGAGAGCCUUGUAUUCGUUGCCAGAAGAGCCGUGUGGGGAUUUCUGUGUUCAUUGUUGGUGCUCUAGUUGCGCUAUUUGUCAAGAAUACCGCGAACUCAAAAACCGUGGAUUCGACCCUUCAAAUGGUUGGGAUUAGUUCAAUGCUUCCAAAAUGGAGGGUGCAACUGCUUCCAAGAUAGAUAGUGCAACCACAAAG